AUGAAUGAUACAUGGGGUGAAAUAUACAAUCAAUGGACUGGCAAUGGAUGGCAAGGAACUGGACUCCUGGGAAAUCUAGGCAGAGAUGAUGCUGAUGUAGGAUUUGCUUCAAUGGCAACUUGGACGAUCUAUUACGAUUUCCUAGACUUUUCUAAGCCUUCAGUACGAACAGGGGUCACAGGACUUGUUCCAGCACCAAAAUUAGCAUCCAGAUGGUUGAUACCUUUUUACUCUUAUUCGAAGACGAUGUGGCUAACUGUUGCCAUACUUUUCUUUACAUGUAUAAUCGCAUUAUUUGCCAUUAGAUACUGGACUCCUGCAAGAAAGAAUAGUGAACCGUUGACAAAUGACAUGGUGAACUUACUAGACUCAUCCGUUUGGAGUAUCCUCAAACUGUUUAUCGUACAACCUGUAAGCGAAUGGGAAAUUGUGCAAGGUUUCAAUGGAGGACUUUUCAUGUCUUUGUUAUUUCUUGCUAGUUUGUUUCUUUCCACCACCUAUAGCAGUGGAUUCUCUAGUAUAAUGACAAUACCUCUAUAUGAAAAUCCCAUCAAUACUGUCAUGGAUUUUUACGAGAGUGGACUAGAAUGGGGGGCAACUGGAACUGCAUGGAUUGAGUCUCUGAGAGGAGCUGAAGAUCACGUUACUAAGGAAAUAGUGCGACGAUUCAUAGCUGUUUCAGAAGAAGAACUUCACAAAUUAUCCUUCACAUACAAAUUUGGCUUUGCUAUGGAGAGACUACCAAAUAGGAACUUCGCUGUGGGUGCCUAUGUGGCUAAUAACGUUAUAGGUGAUUAUCGGGUAAUGGUUGAAGAUUUUUACUGGGAACAUUGCAUUUUCAUGCUAAGGAAAAGUUCCAUCUUUCUUCCGAAGUUUGAUGCCUUUUUACUGAGAGUAUUCGAAACUGGACAUAUCAAUCAUUGGCAAAGUGAGGCUAUAAUGCAAUAUAUGGACUUCGAGGUUCAAAAAAUUGUUGAAUUUUAUAAUUAUCAACACCAAGUGGAGCAUGUUGUGGAGAAAUUGACUAUAACUCAUUUAGAAGGAGCGUUCGCCAUUUUGAUCAUUGGACUAAUCAGUUCUACAAUAUCAUUCAUUAUUGAGCUGUUUAUAUAUCGAUACAGACAGGUCCAUACUUUGAGAUUACCUUUGAACAAAAUAUGUUCCAGGUAUUUUAUACGUCGGCAAAAUUAAAUGUUCAAUAGUCUAAACAGA
Molecule: messenger RNA, 1212 nt
Organism: Acanthoscelides obtectus
Lineage: Eukaryota; Metazoa; Arthropoda; Insecta; Coleoptera; Chrysomelidae
Source: the annotation of a GenBank genome assembly